This is a messenger RNA of Cokeromyces recurvatus, 648 nucleotides long. RefSeq names its product ER lumen protein retaining receptor-domain-containing protein. Gene Ontology annotation, biological process: endoplasmic reticulum to Golgi vesicle-mediated transport; protein retention in ER lumen. The record is from RefSeq and is a predicted model, not a curated record. The coding region runs from base 1 to 648 and encodes 215 amino acids. NCBI's taxonomy places the organism in Eukaryota, Fungi, Mucoromycota, Mucoromycetes, Mucorales, Mucoraceae. Gene Ontology annotation, molecular function: ER lumen protein retrieval receptor activity. Gene Ontology annotation, cellular component: cis-Golgi network; membrane; endoplasmic reticulum. The transcript has 3 exons.
AUGAACAUAUUUCGAUUAGUAGCGGAUUUAAUGCAUUUAGCAUCUAUUAUUAUUUUACUUUUAAAGAUAAAGAAGACUCAUUCUUGUGUUGGCAUAUCGUUCAAGACACAACUGCUAUACUCUAUAGUUUUCCUGACACGUUAUUUAGACUUAUUCGUUACCAAAAUUUCAAUCUAUAAUACUAUUAUGAAGAUGUUUUUUAUUACAUCCUCAUUAUAUAUUUUGUAUCUUAUGUAUUUCAAGUAUAAAGCUACUUAUGAUGCAGUCUUGGAUACCUUUCGUAUUGAAUAUCUUUUAAUUGGAUCUACUGUUUUCAGUCUUGCAACUACUUCUUACUAUACAGUAUUAGAGUUUGCGUGGACUUUUUCAAUUUGGUUAGAAUCUGUGGCUAUUUUACCCCAAUUAUUCAUGCUGCAACGAACAGGAGAAGCGGAGACGAUAACGACGCAUUAUUUAUUUGCCUUAGGGGCGUAUAGAGGACUUUAUUUGAUAAAUUGGAUUUAUAGAUUUGUCAGUGAAGGACACAAAGAUUGGAUUGCCUGGAUUGCAGGUUUUAUACAGACAGCACUAUACAGUGAUUUCUUUUAUAUCUAUUAUACUAAAGUUCUUAAUGGUGAAAAAUUUGAAUUACCAAAGUAUGAGUGGUAA